Messenger RNA from Actinia tenebrosa (Australian red waratah sea anemone), 5746 nucleotides. Its product is annotated as acetyl-CoA carboxylase. The record is from RefSeq and is a predicted model, not a curated record. Gene Ontology annotation, cellular component: mitochondrion. Gene Ontology annotation, molecular function: acetyl-CoA carboxylase activity; metal ion binding; ATP binding. NCBI's taxonomy places the organism in Eukaryota, Metazoa, Cnidaria, Anthozoa, Actiniaria, Actiniidae. Gene Ontology annotation, biological process: fatty acid biosynthetic process.
GGUUUCAAACCAAGCAGUGGUACAGUCCAAGAGCUGAAUUUUCGCAGCAUGAAGAAUGUCUGGGGUUAUUUUAGUGUAGCAGCGGCUGGAGGCCUUCAUGAAUUUGCGGACUCACAAUUUGGACAUUGCUUUGCUUGGGGAGAAGAUAGAGAAGAUGCAAGGAGAAAUCUUGUACUCGCACUAAAAGAGAUCUCAAUAAGAGGGGACUUCCGAACAACAGUUGAGUUCCUAAUAAAACUUCUUCAGCAAGACUGUUUUUUGAACAACACUUUCAACACUGGCUGGCUUGAUGGCUUGAUUGCAGAAAGAGUCCAAGCAGAAAAACCAGAUACCAUCCUUGGAGUAAUUUCCGGGGCUAUUCACAUAGCAGAUGCUGCGAUCUCAAAGAAAUUUGCUCUCUUCAAAAAUGCAAUUGAAAGAGGGCAGAUUCUACCAGAAGAUUUUUUAGGAAAUUCAGAAGAUGUUGAAAUCAUUUACGAAGGCUUCAAGUAUCGUAUCAGGGUUACAAGAUCUGGCCCAGGAUCAUAUUUUCUGAAGAUGAACAAUUCUACAGUAGAAGUUGAUGCUCACAGAAUGAGUGACUAUGGCCUCCUGCUGUCUUUCAAUGGAAGUAGUAACACGUCCUACAUGAAGGAAGAGGUUUCCACGUAUCGUAUGACGAUAGGAAGCAAAACGUGUGUGUUCCAGAAAGAAAAUGAUCCCACUGUUCUGAGAUCACCUUCUGCAGGGAAACUGAUCAACUAUCUUGUUGAAGACGGAGGCCAUGUAUUUCAAGGAGAAUCGUACGCAGAAAUUGAGGUUAUGAAGAUGGUGAUGCCAUUGACUGUCCCUGAAAGUGGAUGUGUUCACUUUGUUAAAAGCCCCGGUGCGGUUCUGGAACCAGGAACGUUCUUGGCCAAUCUUGAACUGGAUGAUCCUAGUCAGGUCACUCAGGCUGAAAUUUACCGCAAGCCUUUCCCAGAAUCGGAAGAUGGUAUUAAAGGGAAGGGAGUAAAAAGACACCAGGUCUUCCGGAGGACUUACGAGAGCUUACAGCACAUCAUGGAUGGAUACUGUAUAGAUGAGCCGUACUUCUCCGAGAGAGUCAAAGAAAAUGUAGGGUUGCUAUUAAAGUGCUUAAGAGAUCCUGCGUUACCUCUCUUACAACUACAGGAAAUGAUGGCAUCCAUAUCAGGACGAAUCCCUUCAACUGUGGAAGAUUCCAUUAAGAGACACCUUGCUAAUUAUGCCAGUAACCUGACGUCAUUGCUUAAUCAAUUCCCAAGUCAACAGAUUGCAAACGUGGUGGAUGCUUAUGCUGCCACGUUGACCAAAAGAGAAGAAAGAGAUACCUUUUUCCUUAAUACUCAAGGCAUUGUGCAGCUUGUACAAAAGUAUCGAAAUGGAGUUCGUGGGCAUCUCAAGGCAGUGGUUCUAGGGCUGCUGCGACAGUACUUACAAACUGAAAUGCUGUUUAACGAAGGAAAUUUCGAGAAAUGCAUAAACAUGUUGCGUGACAAGCACAAGAAGAGUGACAUGUCUUCAGUCAUUUCAGCUGUGUUUUCUCAUGCUAACGCCGCUAAGAAGAACACCUUGACUGUAUUGCUUAUCGAUCAACUUUGCGGACGUGAAGCGGGUCUUUCCGAUGAACUUCACGAUUUACUUCUGGAACUUACUUCCCUGAACAGACAAGAACAUGUGAAGGUUGCUUUGAGGGCAAGACAGGCAUUGCUGGCUUCUCAACAGCCAUCGUACGAACGCAGACAUAACCAGAUUGAGUCUCUGUUUCUGUCCGCUGUGGACAUCAUGGGGAACCAGUACGCUCCUGAGAAUCUGCAGAAACUGAUCUUUUCGGAGACAGCCAUUUUCGAUGUCCUUCCAAGUUUCUUCUAUCAUUCCAACGAGUCUGUCAGGACCGCUGCCUUAGAGGUUUACGUUAGAAGAAGCUAUCAAGCUUACCAGUUACACACUCUCUAUCACGAACAGCUUUUGGAUAAAGUUUCAAUUAUCGAGUUUCAAUUUUCUUUGCCUUCUUCUCAUCCAAAUCGGUCUCUACAUAAAGUGCCAUCAAGUAAAACCAUUCUUGCCAUGCCCAGGGUGCGCAGCUUGAGCGAAGAUCUGUUUGAUCUCGUUCAUCAUCAGUCUGAGCCUUGUAGCCGCACUGGUGUCAUGGCUGCCUUUGAAACAAUGGAAGACUUUGAAAGGCAUUUUGACUUGGUCAUGGGGAGGUUCCAAGCACCAAACUUGGUUCCCAAGUCGCCCAAGCCGGGAUUUAAACGAUCGGGCUCUGGUUCAUUAAUGGAAGCAGAAAUAAAAAAACAGCAAAGUGGCUGUGAGGAAGAGCCAAUCCACAUCGUUAACAUUGCUCUCAUGAUUGGAAAGAAUCUCAACAUGGACGAAUGUCGUGAGGUUGUGUCACAGUUUACCAUGCAAAAGAAAGAUGUGCUGAAGGAGAAGACAAUCAGAAGAAUUACAUAUUUGAUAUGUGAUGGCAAGGGUUCAUUCCCAUGGUUCUUCACUUUUCGUGCCAAGGACGAUUUCGAGGAAGAUCAAAUCUAUCGACAUUUAGAGCCAGCUCUUGCCUUUCAACUCGAGAUAAACCGCUUGAGGAAUUUCGACCUCGAACUGAUCUCUACAACCAACCACAACCUCCAUCUUUACUUUGGCUCAGCUAAAAAGCUGAGUAACAAGACCGAGGUGACAGAUUAUCGCUUCUUCAUUCGCACCAUCGUCAGGCAUUCGGAUUUCAUAACCAAGGAAGCUUCGUUUGAGUACAUGGAGAAAGAAAGUGAGAUUCAGCUCUUGGAGGCUUUGGAUCAACUGGAAGUGUCUUUCAGCGAAAGUCCCAAAAGAACCGACUGUAAUCAUAUAUUCCUACACUUUGCUCCCUGCGUCAUCAUUGAACCCGAUCGGAUCGAAGACAGUAUUCGUCACAUCGUCAUGCGCUAUGGGCGGAGACUCUGGGCAUUGCGCGUCUUGCAGGCAGAAAUUAAAGUUUCAAUCAGACUUACUCCAAAUGGAAAUGUGAUUCCACUGAGRAUGUUCAUCUCUAACGAGUCUGGUUACUACCUGGACUUCUGUACGUACAAAGAAGUGGUGGACAGUCGAGGACAGAUGGUGUUCGAAACCUACGGAUCCAAAAGAGGCCCACUUCAAGGGUUACCCACCAUCACCCCCUAUGUCACCAAAGACCAUUUGCAGCUGAAGCGAUUCAAGGCUCAGUCUCUUGGUACGACCUAUGUCUACGACUUCCCAGAGCUCUUCCGUCAGGCUGUCGUGAAAAUGUGGAAAAAAUGGGCAAAAUAUUCUGUUGAAGAAGUGGAAACACCACGUGAUCCGAUAACUGUAACUGAGUACAUUCUGGAUGAAAACAACCAGUUGAUGCCCAUCAAUCGUUUGCCUGGGGAAAACACGACUGGAAUGAUUGCCUGGAAAAUGGAAUGCGCGACUCCUGAAUGUCCAGAGAAAAGAGAGAUCAUCGUUGUUGCAAAUGACAUCACACACAUGAUUGGAUCAUUUGCGAUCGAAGAGGAUUUUCUCUUCAAGCGAGCCUCUGAACUCGCUCGUUCCAAAGGUAUACCCUUCGUGUAUCUUUCCGCAAACAGUGGUGCUCGCUUAGGCGUUGCAGAGGAAGUCAAACACCUGUUCAAAAUAGCCUGGAACGAUCCAAAAUGCCCUGAAAAGGGCUUUAAAUACCUCUAUCUCACCCCAAGUGACUUCAAGAAGCUUAGUGCCACGAAUUCUGUACAUGCUGAAAUGAUUGAAGACGAUGGCGAGGCCCGUUACAAGAUAACCACUAUUAUAGGGAGCGAAGGAGGAAUAGGAGUAGAGAAUCUUCAAGGUUCUGGAAUGAUAGCAGGAGAGAUGGAUGCUGCGUAUAUGGACACUGUUACCAUUAGCCUGGUAACCUGCCGUGCUGUUGGAAUUGGUUCUUAUUUAGUGCGUCUUGGUCAGAGAGUCAUUCAAACAGAAAACGCUCAUUUAAUUCUCACAGGAUACAAUGCUCUAAAUAAGGUUCUUGGACGUCAGGUGUACAGCUCUAACAUGCAGCUAGGUGGACCACAGAUUAUGCACAAUAACGGUGUUACUCACAUGGUGGUACCAGAUGAUUUUGGUGGUAUAGCAGCCAUCAUGGAUUGGCUAGCUUUUGUUCCUAAGGAAAAGAAGGGGAAUGGCUCAGUGGAUUUUUUGACCGAGAUUCAUUUGUGGAAACUUUGCACGACUGGGCCAAGACUGUUGUCUGUGGAAGAGCAAGAUUGGGUGGAUUUCCUAUCGGAGUACUUGCUGCUGAAACACGCGCGGUAGAAGUCGUCAUCCCAGCAGAUCCUGGCAACCCAGACUCUGACAUCAAGAUAAGCCAGCAAGCAGGUCAAGUGUGGUAUCCAGAUUCGGCCUAUAAGACAGCUCAAGCCAUCAAUGACUUCAACAAAGAGCAGCUACCCUUGAUGAUCUUCGCCAACUGGCGCGGGUUUUCAGGGGGAAUGAUGGACAUGUACGACUCUGUUCUAAAAUAUGGAGCGUACAUUGUCUCCGCUCUCCGUGACUUUAAACAGCCAGUGUUUGUGUAUAUCCCUCCGUACGGGGAGCUGCGCGGAGGAGCUUGGGUUGUGAUAGAUCCAUUUAUUAACCCUGAAGCAAUGGAAAUGUAUGCUGAUGAAAAGAGCAAAGGUAAUGUUCUAGAACCGUCUGGAACAGUAGAAAUCAAGUUUAGACGCAAGGAUCUCGUUAAGACCAUGCGAAGACUGGACAGUAAAUACAUAGAGUUGACACAGGGACUUACUGUGACUGACGUUUCUCAGAAAGAAAGAGAAGAAAUUGAAAGAAAGAUAAAAGAAAGAGAAGAUGAACUAAUUCCAGGAUAUCAACAGGCAGCGGUCGACUUCGCUGAUCUUCACGACACGCCCGGGAGAAUGCUGGAAAAGAAUGUAAUCAGUGACAUUAUCAAAUGGAAGCAGUCAAGAAGGUUCUUUUACUGGCGGCUGAAGCGUAUUUUAUUGGAGAGGGAAGUGAAGGGACGACUACGUGGUGCUAAUGGUGACAUUUCAUCGGGGCAGCUGAAUUCAACCUUGGAAAGAUUGUUUCUGGAGGCCAAUGGAAGUGCAAAGUCCUACUUGUGGUCGGAUAACCAGGCUGUAUCAGAAUGGCUUGAGAAGGAACUGAACCAGGAGAAGGAUUCAGUGAUUGCCGACAACAUUAAAUGGUUCAGAAGAGACUGCGUGUUGAAAAGCAUCAAGAAUCUUGUUCAGGAGAACCCCGAUAUCGCAAUGGAUUCCAUCGUUCACAUCACCCAACAGAUGAACUCCACCAAUCGCAACGAGUUCUUUCGCAUCCUCAGUAACCUCGAUGCCAAGGCUAGUUUAGAAGGAAACAAUUAUGUUACAAGCACCUGAAACAUGCCAAGGCUACUAAAAUAGAUAUCGCAUUAUUUUAACUAUUAAUUCAAUAUUAAUUCAUUAACGACGUGAAACCUUAUAGUUUUGUGUGAAUGGCGCAAUUCAAACACAACUAUUAAGUUUCACGUGUAAAACCUGCGCGUUUUACGUUGCAAACGUCCGAUAUAGAAGCUUUUAAUGAAACCUACCAUUCGCGUAACGCCUCACAGAAGCUCGCAAAUGCAGUAUAAGAGAAUAGGCCCUUUGUAGCUCAGUAAUCACGUGCUGAUUAAUUUAUUGAGAGCAAAUGAAUGAACAUCUUGAUUCCCAUGGGUGAAAUAUAUUGGUGAGCAAACAAAAUUUCUACAACCUGUUUCGAGAGAUCGUAAUAAAAC